Prorocentrum cordatum is the source of this 1605-nucleotide messenger RNA. NCBI's taxonomy places the organism in Eukaryota, Dinophyceae, Prorocentrales, Prorocentraceae. The record is from the annotation of a GenBank genome assembly.
CGCGCCGCGCUGCGGCCGCCCGCGGGCGAGGCGGCGGCCGCCGGAGAGGCGCCCGCGCUGCGCGCAGCGGUGGUGGGGGCGCUGUGGCGCGCAGCGCGCAGCGGGUCAGCGGGCUUCACGGCGGGCGUGUGCCAGGUCGUCGCCUUCAUGUGGCUCCGCACGGCGAUGAACUACCAGUACAAGAACGGCGGCAGCCUGCGGCACGCGCUCACCGCGCUGUGGGCGGAGGGGGGCCUGCCGCGCUUGUACCGCGGCCUGCUGCCCUGGGGGCUGGCGCAGGCCCCGCUGGCCCGCUUCGGCGACACGGCCGCGAACGAGGGGGUGUUGGCCAUGCCAGAGGCCAACCAGGGGGCGGCCCUCACGCGCGCGGUGGAGCCCAGGGUUGGGUUCGCGCAACGUUCCACCCACCCCGCGAGGCGGGAGGGGCGCUGCGUCAGAGGCGCCUGCGUUCCCGGUCUGCCGGUGGGGGCCGUGACGCUGCUGGGGUCAUUGGCGGCCUCCAGCUGGCGCGUGGCGAUCACGCCCAUCCAGGAGGUCAAGGCGGGCGGCGUCGCAGUCCUCUGGUACGGCUGGGAGGGCAACCUGGUGGCGAACAUCGUCGGCGGCUACCCGUGGUUUGUCACCGUGAACGCGCUCUCGGCGGCGGUCCCGGAGCCCCCGGGCUUCUGGGCGGCACGCGUUCGGCAUGCGCUCAUCGGCGCGGUGGCCGCGACCGUCAGCGACCUGGCGUCCAACUCGAUCCGAGUGCUGAAGACGCAGAAGCAGACGAGCCAGGACCCCUCCGCGGGCUACCUGCAGGCGGCGAGGGCCGUCAUCGCGAGGGACGGCGUCAGGGGGCUCUUCCUGCGGGGCCUGGAGACGCGGAUCUGCACCAACGUUCUGCAGGGGGCUUUCUUCACGGUGCUCUCGCUUCCCCACCCCCCCUUCCUUCCGAGGAGGCGCAACCACGGAUUUGAGCGCACAACCUGGCGACGGGUCCCGCUUCCAUGCAGCAUCGGAGCGCUCCGUCGCCAAGCCGGGCGGCACUGGCUUCAUGAUCCGGGAGGCAGUGAGCUUGGCUCCCACGCGCCAGAUCCACGGGUCCGCUAUCCCCCUCCGCUUCGCCGUCCCUUCGUCCUCUCCCCCGUCCUGCCUUCUUCUCAUCCGUGGCGUCUCUGCUGCGAUGGCCCACGGCGCCGAUGCCUCGGCAGAUCAUGCCUCGGGCACGCCUGGGCCGUGCCGUGCUCGCGCCCUCCAUUUCGUCUCCCCGCUCCCCCGCUCAUCCCCCCCUUGUCUCUCGCUCUCUCUCUCUCUCUCAUAUCCCUUCCACCCGAUGUCUCAGCCUCCCUUCUGUUCAUCCCCCCCCCUCACCCCACCACCCGGUGCCUCAGCCUCCCCUCCCCCUCCCGUCCCCUCCUCCCCCUCCCCGGGCCAUCGCAUUUAUGUUUCACAUGUCCGAGGCCACUGCCCCCACGCCGUGCCCUGAUGGGCGAUGGGCACGGCGGGCGGGCCCCUCAGAGGAGCGCGCACGACUCCGGCGUUCGCUUCGCUCCGCCCCUCGUCCGCCUCCCCCCCGCCCUCCCCCCCAUUUCGGACGGACGAGGAUCAACUUGUGGAGGGCGAUAA